AUGACAAGUUCAAACAUUUGCUUUACAUACACUAAAUGUGAACUUCAUCAUCGAGAACACCAUAUAUCGAACAUUGUAACAAGAAGAUUUUUUAUGAUGAUGCCUACACAAUCCAUACGAAGAAAAAGAAGCCUUAAACAACUCCAAUUGAUUAUCUUAAAUGUUAUUGUAGUUAUGAUGAUGUACUGGGUUUGGUACAUGACGAGUGUUUCUACGAUUAGGGGUAUUCGCUUGAUAGAAUGCGAACUUUUAGUAUCAUUUGUGAGAUGCUUAAGGAGAUUGGAGGCCUCACUCGGACAAAAAAAUAUGUCUCUUGAAGAGAUAGUUGCCAUUAUUUUGUACACUUUAGCUCACCAUAAAAAAAAUAGAUCAAUUGCUCACUUUUUCAUAAGAAGUGGAGAAACUGUGAGUCAUCAAUUCAACUUGUGUUUAAGGGCUAUACUUAAGUUGCACGAUCAUUUGCUUUACAAGCCCACACCAAUAUUAGAAGAAUGUGAAGAUGAAAGGUGGAAACCCUUUAAGAAUUGUUUAGGAGCCUCAGAUAGUACCUACAUUAAUGUAAAUGCACAUUCCCAAGAACGUGGAAAAUACCGGACAAGAAAAGGUACCAUUGCUACGAAUGUGUUGGGUGUUUGUGCACCCAAAAUGCUAUCUAUCUAUGUUCUUCUGGAUUGGGAAGGCUCUGCACAUGAUGUCCGUGUCCUUUGCAAUGCUCUUUCUAGGCCACAUGGCUUUAGAGUUCCUAGAGGUUAUUAUUAUUUGGUUGGUGGGGGGUAUACAAAUUGUGAGGGUUUUCUUGCUCCAUAUAGAGGGCAACGAUAUCAUCUUAAGGAAUGGACAAAUAAACAACCGCAAACUGCUGAAGAGUAUUACAAUAUGAAACAUGCUCAAGCAAGAAAUGUAAUUGAGAGGUGUUUUGGGCUACUUAAAGGAAGAUGGAGUAUACUUAGAAGCCCCUCAUUUUUCCUAUUCGAACUUAAGGUCGCAUUGUGA
This is a messenger RNA of Amaranthus tricolor (Joseph's coat), 993 nucleotides long. Its product is annotated as protein ALP1-like. Lineage: Eukaryota; Viridiplantae; Streptophyta; Magnoliopsida; Caryophyllales; Amaranthaceae. The transcript is spliced from 5 exons. Bases 1 to 993 code for a protein of 330 amino acids. The record is from RefSeq and is a predicted model, not a curated record.